Molecule: messenger RNA, 3769 nt
Organism: Menidia menidia (Atlantic silverside)
Lineage: Eukaryota; Metazoa; Chordata; Actinopteri; Atheriniformes; Atherinopsidae
Source: the annotation of a GenBank genome assembly
UACCCCUUACGAUUAGGAUUCAAUCACGCACUGAUCGCAACACACAAGAAGACGCCCCUCUUCUUCGUUUUUCUGGUUGCUUGCCUGACAGUCCUAGCGGCGGGCAUAGUUAGCCCUUUCUCGGAGGCCGUGGCAGCAGCUGCUGCGGGGAGCACUCUCCGUCUCCGCCACAGAGGGCUAAACUACCAAAUGGCACAGCCUGCUUAGCGAGGCAGGUGGGUGCCUGGCCAGCUUGUUUGGAAUCCCGAAAGAUGGUGUUGUCAUGUUCGUGACGCUCCUGCAAGCCAAAACUCAAAGGCUCGCAACAGCUAAAUGAAGUAACGUGGCAUUUCCUCGCGGGGUAAAGGAUGUCUAAACGCCUGCGGAACACGGAGGUCUGCGCAGACUGCAGCGUCCCAGAGCCUCGCUGGGCCUCGGUUAACAGGGGCGUGCUGAUCUGUGACGAGUGCUGCAGUGUUCACCGAAGUCUGGGUCGACACAGCUCCCAAGUCCGCCACAUGACCAACACGCCAUGGCCUCCCACGCAGCUCCAGAUGGUUCAGACAUUAUACAGCAAUGGUGCAAAUUCAAUAUGGGAACACUCCCUCUUAGACCCUGCUUCUGUGAUGAGUGGAAAACGCAAAGCCAACCCUCAGGAUAAACUCCAUCCGAACAAAUCGGAGUUUAUAAAAGCCAAAUAUCAAAUGCUGGCGUUUGUCCAUCGCAUGCCUUGUAAGGAGGAUGAUAGCUCUACUGCAAAGGAUUUAAGCAAGCAACUUCAUUCGAGCGUACGCACCGGUAAUCUUGAGACUUGCUUGAGAUUGCUAUCUCUGGGAGCACAAGCUAAUUUUUUUCAUCCUGAAAAGGGAAACACCCCCUUACAUGUAGCGGCGAAGGCAGGACAAGUGUCUCAGGCUGAGCUGCUGACCGUCUACGGGGCCGACCCUGGAGCUCUGGACAGCAAUGGAAAAACUCCCAUUGACUAUGCAAAAGAGGCGGGCCACCACGACCUGGCAGAUCGACUGGUGGAGAUCCAGUAUGAACUCACGGAUCGCCUGGCGUUUUAUUUGUGUGGGAGAAAACCGGAUCACAGAAACGGCCAGCACUUCAUCGUUCCACAGAUGGCUGACAGCAGUCUCGACUUAUCUGAACUUGCCAAAGCAGCGAAAAGGAAACUGCAGUCUCUCAGUAAUCAUUUAUUUGAGGAGCUGGCCAUGGAUGUGUAUGACGAAGUGGACAGACGAGAGACUGACGCAGUGUGGUUGGCCACACAGAAUCACAGCACGCUGGUGACCGAGACCACUGUGGUUCCUUUCCUUCCUGUGAAUCCAGAGUAUUCAUCAACACGAAACCAGGGACGACAGAAGCUCGCAAGAUUCAACGCACACGAAUUUGCAACUUUAGUGAUCGACAUAUUAAGUGAUGCAAAACGCAGACAACAAGGCAAUUCAGUUGUCAGUCCCAAAGACAAUGUUGACCUAAUCCUGAAGAACAUAGCGGGCAGACACGGUAGUGACAGCCAGGACAAUGACCAGCCCGACUAUGACAGCGUGGCCUCUGAUGAAGACACAGAUCAAGAGCUGCCCUCUAGCAAAAAAGAUAGAACCAAGAGCCUGGACUCUGACCUAUCCGACGGCCCCAUAACUAUGCAAGAAUACAUUGAGGUGAAGAACGCACUUUCUGCCUCUGAAGCCAAGAUCCAGCAGCUCAUGAAAGCCAACAGCAGCCUGAGCGAUGAACUGAGAGUAAUGCAGAAAAAGCUGCAAUCUCUGCAAAGCGAGAACUCCUCUCUCAGGCGGCAGGUCACAACCAAUAUCUAUCAGCCCCCCAGCGGCACAGACUACCCUGACCCCUCCAGCCCCUCAGCCCUGAAACGCCGGCAGUCCGGGCGGGCCAGUCGGCCCAUGUCUAUGUAUGAGACCGGCUCUAUCCUCAAGCCCUAUCUCCCCAAAGGGGAAACUCCCUACCCAGAGGAGGGUAUACCUACCCUGCAACCCUUCCCACCUCAUACAAAAAGGGGGGCUUUUGUGACCUCUUCUUCAUCCCUCCCAUCAUUUCCAUCCACCCUGUCUUGGUCGAGGGACGACAGUUCAGAAAAGGCAUCAAAGUUUGAGAAGCAAGGCAGCAUGCAGGAAAGUGACUAUGACAACACUUUCAAUGACUCUGAGAUGGAUGACUCAGGUUUCUUACGGAGGGGGAGGCUGAGGAGCGGCGGCUGGAUGGUGGAGGGCAGCUCCAUACCCGAACUGGAUGACCUGGAGAUGGAGUCAGACCCCGCACUUCCCAGCACGGAGGACGUCAUCCGCAAAACCGAGCAGAUCACCAAGAACAUUCAGGAGCUUUUGCGGGCUGCUCAGGAGAACAAACACGACAGACCCAGUGAGCGGGAAAGUGUGCGGCGGCUCAGGCACAGCCUGGGAUGCUUCAGCACUCUGGUGCCCUGGGCUGAGAAGGCUCCCUCUCCCCUUCAGCCGCUUAGCCUCCGGUCCCCUGACCCCUCCUCCUGCUUCAUACCCUGCUCAGAAAGAAUACACCUGGCUGUAACAGAAAUGGCCGCCCUCUUCCCCAAGAAGCCGCGCUCAGAGACGGUGAGAGGCUCUCUGCGCCUGCUGACCUCCAGCGCCUGCCGCCUGCAGGGCGAGUGCCGGAAGGCCCUGCCCUCAGAGGGCUGCCCGGGACCGGACAUGCAGCUUGUCACCCAGCAGGUCAUCCAGUGUGCUUAUGACAUUGCAAAGGCUGCCAAGCAGCUCGUCACCAUAACAACAAAGGAGAAUACCAACUAAACUGCACUUACAGGGCUGCAAAGCCUUUAGCAUCUCAGUUCUGUUUUCACAAAUAUGUUCAGUUAUUUGUUUUUUGUAUUUGUGUUAUAUGCAUGUGUUUGUUUGUUUUUUUAAAAUGUAUUAAUGAUUUUGACAAUAUUUAAAGGGGGAGAUGAAGCUAAGUCUUUAUAUCAGGUGGAAAGUCAAAAAACCUGUUUGAACAUUCUUGAAGCACAAUUUUCCUGCAGUAAAAUAAUCUUUCAGCCAGCAGGUCUGUUAAUAAACUACUCCAUAAAGAAUAGUUCCAAAAACCAUUGUCAUUUCAUAGUGGUCCUACAUUUCACUAAGAAAAAGAAUGGUAUGUUUGAGCUAAUGUUAGUCCAAAGCCACCGAAUGAUACUUAAAAAAAAAAGAUUAAUUUAUUGUGGCUGAAUAUUAUUCUCCAAAUAUUGUUGUAGCUAAAAGAGCUUCCUCGCAUUUAUUACACAAUGUAAAUAAGUAAACCAUUUAGUAAACUUCCAUUCAGUGUUGGAAUUAUUGUUUAUGCUGACUUUGUAGCUCUGCAAUGCAAAUGUUGCCUGCAUUAAAAGCUAUUUAUAUGGUCCGACCCCUGUCCGAGUGUAAUCCUGUCUGCAGUACACUUAUUGCAGCUAUUUAUGUGUACCCAUUCAUCAAGUCCAUAAAAGCAAGCUAGACAUGUUCUGGGGCCAAGCUGUAUUCCUCACCAGCACCAGGACUGAGCUGUGUUUCUGACAGGCUCCGCUUUGCACUGCGUAGUGCAGACAUUUCCCCGUGCCGGGAGCCAAACUACGUAUGCCCGUGUGUUAUGUGCUCUGUGCCACUGCUGCUAGAUUGUAUUUAAUGUGCAACAUGUGGGAUAGAACUAUCAAACAUCGAUCCUUUCUGAAGUGUUUCUGAAUACAUCUGUUCCAAGUAUUGUUGUCCUUCUCUGUGCUCCGCUGGAGUUCAGGGAUGUCUGAAACAGCUGUUCAGUUGGAUGGAGAAAGGUUCUUAUUUUCUAAAUAAAG